Molecule: messenger RNA, 957 nt
Organism: Ilex paraguariensis (yerba mate)
Lineage: Eukaryota; Viridiplantae; Streptophyta; Magnoliopsida; Aquifoliales; Aquifoliaceae
Source: the annotation of a GenBank genome assembly
AUGGGUCGAAGGUUCUCUCAAAGGGAUCUUGUCCAGAGGGACGCCACUCCUAUCAAUUGUAGCAUCCCAGCCAUGCCUCUUUGCCUCCGCUAUGGGGGAGGGGGAUCGUACCAAGGUUGUGCCCAGACUAUUCUAGUGCCAUUCCUACCUCUUCUUGGAGAAGGAUCCACUGUGCCGUGUUUCUACUAUGGUGAAGGAUGUGAUGGUUCUGUUCUCAUAAACUCCACCAAGAACAACCAAGCCGAGAAAGAUGCAGCCCCCAACACAAGUUUAAGAGGGUUUCAAGUGAUUGAUGCUGCCAAAACUGCAGUAGAAAAAAAGUGCCCUGGAGUUGUUUCUUGUGCUGACAUCGUCGCCUUGGUGGCUCGAGAUGCAGUUUCAAUGAUCAAAGGACCAUCAUGGUCAGUGCCCACGGGACGAAGGGACGGAAGAGUGUCAACUGCCCAAAAUGCCUUGAAUAACAUACCAUCUCCAUUUUCCAAUAUAACUCAACUAAAAGCAUCUUUUGCCUCAAAGGGUUUGAGUGUAAAAGACCUUGCAGUCCUAUCUGGAGCCCAUACCAUAGGGAUCUCCCACUGCUUUCCCGCUGUCACGAUCCGAUUGUACAACUUCACUGGCAAAGGUGACACUGACCCAACAAUUGAUCCAAACUAUGCAGCUGUGUUGAAAAAAAUAUGUAAACCGGGCGAUUUGACUAUGCUGGUUGAGAUGGAUCCUGGAAGCCGCAAAACAUUUGACACUCAUUAUUACAGUAUAGUAAGUAAAAGAAGAGGACUGUUUCAAUCUGAUGGAGCUCUUCUCUCAGACAGUGAAACAAAAGCUUAUGUUCUGAGUCAGAUUUCAAGUGGAUCCACUUUUCUGAAUGACUUUGGACCUGCCAUGGUGAAGAUGGGUCAGAUUGGGGUUCUCACUGGCAAGUCCGGUGAAAUCAGGAAACGAUGUGCAUUCAUCAACUAA